AUGCAGAAGCCCAGCGGCGACCUGACGGAGGAGGACAAAAGCAGCCGUGAGGUGAUGGACGGCUCGAAUAUAAUGGAGUUGGUUGGGAACGAGAGAGUCUUCAACGAGUUUGUGGACCACAAGUUUGAGGAGCUCGACGGCGACCGCGACGGGAAGCUGUCGGUGAAGGAGCUGCAGCCCGCCGUUGAGGAUAUCGGUGCCGCCCUUGGCUUGCCGGCACAGGGGACUUCGCCGGAGUCCGAUCAUAUUUACUCUGAGGUUCUUAAUGAAUUCACACAUGGUAGACAAGAGAAAAUAAGCAAGAUUGAGUUCAAAGAGGUACUGUCAGAUUUUCUACUGGGCAUGGCAGCCGGCUUGAAACGAGACCCUGUUGUGAUUCUUCGAAUAGAUGGUGAGGACCUCCGUGAGUUUGUUGAGAGUUCAAGCUUCGAACCAGAAAUGCUGUCGGUUUUUUCGGAAAUUGAAUCAUCACAUGGAUCUCUGAGGGACUGUGUCGUGAAGGCCUUUGAGAAACUCACGGUUGAUCAGGGCAUGCCACCUGCUACUGAUCCUUGGGUCACAAGUAACAUUCUUGAACCUGCUAUGGAAUCACUUGGGCCUGCCCUUGAGCAGCUUCCCAUUUCACAGGAGACAUUUUUGGCCGAGUUCAAAAAAGCUGCUGAGAAAGUGGUUCGAAUUCUCAAAGAGCAACCGGCUAUUGUUGCUCACAGCCAGAAUACUUUUGAUGGCUGUGGCAUUAAGAGGCUAUUGUCCAACAAAUUUGAGCUCGAAAAGACACUCAACUCUGCUUUAAAGAUCGUACCCAAAGAUCGGCAUGGGAAGAUAUCAAAGGAAUAUUUGAGUGUUGCACUUGAUUCUGUGGCUGCAUCUGCCAACUUGCCUCCUCUUGGCGCUGUUGAUCAGAUGGAUAAAAUCAUGACUGAGGCUCUUAAGAUGUUUGAUGCUGGUGAUAAGAAAACCGUGAAAGCAGAAGAGUUCAAGAAGCUUCUAACAGAAGUUUUGGGAAGCAUUAUGCUGCAGUUACAAGGGAACCCGAUUUCGGUCUCUAUAAACUCGGUCGUGCACGAGCCCCUUGCUUCAUCUUCUACCCUUCUCCAGCCAUCAUCACCAUAA
This is a messenger RNA of Striga hermonthica, 1113 nucleotides long. The record is from the annotation of a GenBank genome assembly. NCBI's taxonomy places the organism in Eukaryota, Viridiplantae, Streptophyta, Magnoliopsida, Lamiales, Orobanchaceae.